Rotaria sordida is the source of this 1578-nucleotide messenger RNA. NCBI's taxonomy places the organism in Eukaryota, Metazoa, Rotifera, Eurotatoria, Philodinida, Philodinidae. The record is from the annotation of a GenBank genome assembly.
AUGAAUGAAAAUAAUAAAGAAACUUUUAUUACAACAUUACCAAAUGAUAAUCAAGUCAAAUCAUUUAGCUUAAAUGAUGAUGAUGAUAAUAUGAAUAUUGAUGUUAAAUCAUCAAAUGAUUCAGAUGAUGGAUCAAUAACAAAUAAUGAAAUUUCAAAUAAACAAGAACAUCAAAAUGCAUCACUAAUUUCAAUAGCAAAUGUUGAAAGUAUAAAUGAUACUGAACAUAACAUACUCAUUGAUGAACCAUCAUUAUCAAUAAUUGAUGAUCAAACACAAAUAACUAUUCCAAAAGCAGUUUAUGAUUAUGCUGCAGUAGUUCGACAGACAUUGGAAACUCCUCGUCAAACUAAAUUAGCUCAUGAUGUUGCAACUGUACUCGGUUCGAAUGAUCCACCACCAGGCUUUGGUUUUCUACAUCCUCAAUAUUACUAUCUUGAACAAACUCGUCCUACUCCAUUAGAACCUCUUCCAAUAUUUUCAAAAAAUUUUUUUUUUCAUCUUAGUUGUAGAUCAGGUUAUUUUGUUUGGCGAGGUUAUAACGGACACGUUUAUUUUUCACCAAUUCAAGUACGUCAAUUUGAAAAUCAACGAUUUAUUUUACCGACAAAUUCACUAAAAUCGACCGAAAUUCUAAGUGUUCCAUCGAUAAGAAAAAUAGAAAUCGAACAACGAAAUACAAUUUUAUCAGACUCUAAGAAUAGAAAAACUAUUACAAACACAAAUCAUCAUAUCAUAGAACGAAAUUAUAACGGACGUUCGUUAACAAAGAAAAACACACAAGUAGGAACAAAUUCAAAUGUCAAAUCAAUAAUAAGUAGUAACGAAUUAAGAUAUCCCACAACAGUAACAUUUAUUGAUAAAGAAGAUUAUAAACAAGAAUCAAUCGAAAUGUGGCAAUCAGUUGUUACUUGCGCACAUGUUCAAACAAAACCAAUAUCAAAACGAAGUCGACAUGCUAUGGAAGAUUUACAAGCUUUACAACAAGAACAAUCAUUACAAGAUCCAACAGGUUAUAAUCGACAAGUUUUACCAAAUAUUCGACCUGUAGCAAAAUCAAAAUUUGUCUAUAAAGGUUUAGCAUAUAAAGAAAGUCAAAAAUUACCAGGCAUUGGAAAUGGAAAUGGUAAUGAUAAUGAUGGUAAUGCAUUACAAAAGCCAUUAGUUUCUUAUAAUCUUGCUCAAGCUUAUGCUCGAUAUGAAAUAAAUGCUGCACGUGCAAAACAAGGCAUUCGACAACCACCUCCAACUGCAGCAACUGCUGCUGUUUUAAAAGAUCAACAUUCACCAUUACAAACAUCACUUGAUUUACGUGAAAUGAGAAAACGUAUUGUAAGAGGUACAACUCUUGCCUGUCGACCUCCACAACAAUCAGUUGCAUGGACACCAGGUCGAGCUGAUCAUAGAUCAACAUUAGGUUCUGAGACUGCAUAUCGUCGUCCAUCAACAUCAAAAUCGUCUAUUCCACAAAAACAAACAACGGUUAUUGAAAUGCCAAUUUUAACUAAAAAUAUUAGUCAACCACGAAGUUCUUCACGUUUUACGACUGCAUCAGAAAUGAUUGCUGCUGCAUCAUAA